Molecule: messenger RNA, 1770 nt
Organism: Penaeus vannamei (Pacific white shrimp)
Lineage: Eukaryota; Metazoa; Arthropoda; Malacostraca; Decapoda; Penaeidae
Source: RefSeq, a predicted model, not a curated record
AUGGCUCCCCGUGUGCGCCUAAGACCGCGGGUUUUAACCGUCCGUUGGCGACGGAUCCCUCGGUUGACACGGGGCGCCCUUGCAAGGGAGGACCUAACCCUACAAGCUGGCUCUGAGGAAGCCGACAGUGCCACUCCGCCUCAAGCACUCUGCAAGUAUGCUCACGUGCAAAGCCUCGACCGGUUUGUGAGCAGUGACUAUUGCAGGACUCUAACGAAGUGUAAGAGAAGCAAUGGAAGGGUUUCUCUGAAACUAGACUCACUCAAGACAUUCAACACCUCUUCACACUCCCCGACUACCAUGCAUACUUCUCGCACCACUCUAGAAACAGCGGGGGCGUUGCCCUCUAUAUCCAUAACAGAUUUUCCUCUCGUGGUAGAGCUGGUCUAUCUUUCCAAGAAGAUUUUAUUUACUUUUAACCUAAAAUUACAACACAAUGAACCUAAAACUGAGAAAACACUUUACUAUCGCGACUAUAAAGAAUCCAAUAUAACCAAUUUUAAAAGUCACCUUACAGAAGUAUGUUGGGACCUCGUGUUUGCCUCUCACAAUCCCGAGGUUGCCUAUGAAAAUUUCAUUAGUCUUUUUAUCCCCUCCUUUGAAAGAUUUUUCCCAUCAAAAUGUAAGUCACUACAAUCCAACUCCUUUAAGAAACCAUACAUUAUAUGUGAUAUAAGAAACUUAAUCAAAGAAAAAAAUAAACUUAAGAAAUAUGCAAAGUGGCCUCUCUCCUACGGCGAGACAUUUCGGUCUCUUCGCAACCGUUUAAAACUAACAAUUCGGAAGGCAAAGGCAGAUCAUUACAAAAUGAAGCUUAAUCAAAGUGCAGGUGACACUAAGAAGACAUGGCGAUUAACCCCUAAUGUAGAUAGAGACUUUAAAGAAUUUCUCGGGCCCUCCAACAACAACCCCAUGAGCCUGACUCCGAUAACAGACAGAGAUUUCAUCAAUGUUGUUAAUGACCUUAAAACUUCUUCUCCAGGAGACGACUGCAUUCCCAUCAACAUUAUUAAGAAAAUGCUUCUUUGCAUUCUUAAGCCCCUGAAACAUGUAAUUACUAUACCAUUUAAUAUGGGAGUAUUUCCCACAAAACUUAAGAUUGCCAAAGUUCAUCCCAUGUUCAAGUCUGGAUCCCAUUGCCUUAAUAACUAUCGCCCAAUUUCCAUACUAACAGCUUUUAGCAAAAUCUUUGAAAAAAUUAUGUCCAUUAGAUUAACUGAUUUUCUUUAUGAAAAUGAUAUAAUCAACAAUUGUCAGUAUGGUUUCUUGAAGAACAAAUCAUCUGAAUUAGCGGUUUCAGACUUCACAAAUGAAACUUUAAAAUCUUAUGAUGGUCGUAUAUUUACACUUGCUACAUUCUUAGACCUCUCCAAAGCAUUCGAUACAGUCAACCAUCGAAUUCUUUUGGGAAAAUUAUACCAUUAUGGUAUAAAAGGGAUUGUACAUGCUUGGUUCGCUUCGUAUCUGUCAAACCGCACACAGUACGUAGUUUUCAAUGACUGCAACUCCUCUAAAAGAACUAUCGCUCAUGGAGUCCCACAGGGCUCCAUCUUGGGACCCAUUCUGUUUCUUCUUUACAUCAAUGAUAUUGUCAAUGCGAGCUGUCUGAGCUUCACUCUCUAUGCUGAUGAUACUUGCUGUUACGCUUCGAGGCACUCCAUUAUAGAUUUGAUCAACUCCACGAACAGUGAAAUGACAAAUAUAAGAAGAUGGAUGACUCUAAAUAGGCUUACCCUGAAUGUCGACAAGCCACUAUAUAAUUUUUCAUAG